AUGCACUCCCUCUCGAUCCUCCUACUUUCCUUACCUUUCCUUCCAGGGCAUGUCCUAGCCGACACUCUCCAGUCCGUCAUCUCCGCCUACUCACUCACCGCCGCUUCGUACAACUUUUCCGUACCCACCACCACGCUCAACAGCGACGAUGCGGCCCAGUGGAUCGUCAGCAAGUGGGACGCAACGGGCGGGAAGCUCGAUUUUGGGGAAAACGACGUUGUCUUCUCUCCGGACCCGGCAAGUACUUCGGCCACCGUCGUCAGGCGCCAAGGGGGCGUGACGGUCCCUACCUCCGCCGCAUCCUCGACGGCCUCGAUCAGAGCCAGCUCGUCCACUUCCCGGUCCACCUCGAAAUCAGCGACAGGUUCAGCCACCUCGCCAUCAUCCACAAACCUGUCGGGCCAGCCUCCGGUACUGAGGGUAGAAUACCCUCAGGGAUCCUAUUCGAAAAAGACGGGCGGAACGCAGUUCACCUCAAAUUUGACGACGUUGGCAGGCGGCAGUGCUGGCGGGUAUGAGAAGAUGUUGUUGAGCUACGAUGUGUGGUUCCCCGCUGGAUACAACUUCAAUCUCGGCGGAAAGCUGCCGGGUCUGCGAGGCGGACCAGACAGGUUCGGCUGUUCAGGCGGGAAUCAGACGGACGGGACAGGCUGCUUUAGCACUAGGCUCAUGUGGCGUCAGAACGGUGCAGGAGAGGUCUACGCUUAUAUCCCCUCAACAACGACCCUCUGCUCGCAAGGCCAGACCAUCUGUAAUUCCGACUAUGGUGUCUCGCUCGGUCGAGGCCAAUUCUCCUUCCUCACUGGACAAUGGCAGACCAUCUGGCUCUUGGUAGUCUUGAACGAAGUCGGCAAGUCGAAUGGUCUCAUUGAACUAUGGUACAACGGCGUCCAAGCCCUUCAAUUCCCUCAAUCAGCCCUCCGCACCUCAUCCUCCAUAACCGGCAUCACCGGACUCUUCUUCUCCACCUUCUUCGGCGGAGACGAUACGACCUGGGCGUCCCCGACCCAACAGUUCAGCUAUUAUCGGAACAUACAGCUCUUUGCGGGGAGUGGGGCGAGUACGGCCGCUGGACCGAGUACGACGACGAGCUCGACAGGGAGCAAGGGCGGGGCGGGGGCCAGGAUGGGAGGCGCGGGAGGGUGGACGGCAGCGGCGGUGUUGGGGUCCGUAGGGGUGUUGGCUGUUGUUGGGUGGGGCAUGAUCUGA
Messenger RNA from Dioszegia hungarica, 1209 nucleotides. RefSeq lists its product as uncharacterized. The coding region runs from base 1 to 1209 and encodes 402 amino acids. NCBI's taxonomy places the organism in Eukaryota, Fungi, Basidiomycota, Tremellomycetes, Tremellales, Bulleribasidiaceae. The transcript has 5 exons. The record is from RefSeq and is a predicted model, not a curated record.